Messenger RNA from Leptopilina heterotoma, 2010 nucleotides. RefSeq names its product beclin 1-associated autophagy-related key regulator (gene Atg14). The record is from RefSeq and is a predicted model, not a curated record. The coding region runs from base 256 to 1698 and encodes 480 amino acids. The transcript is spliced from 10 exons. Gene Ontology annotation, cellular component: extrinsic component of phagophore assembly site membrane; autophagosome; phosphatidylinositol 3-kinase complex, class III. Lineage: Eukaryota; Metazoa; Arthropoda; Insecta; Hymenoptera; Figitidae. Gene Ontology annotation, biological process: autophagosome assembly; cellular response to starvation; mitophagy.
AGUUUAUUUUGGAUUUGGCACUGACAUGGAGGUUUGUUGAGAAAGUCCUAUAUAUAUUUGUGUGCGCGCGUGUAUGAGUGUAUGCGUGUGUGUGUAAAAUUUUUAACAUGACGACAUUGUCGCACCAAGUUUUUUUUUUAAUAUAAAAAAUAAAUAAAUAAUAGAAAAUAAUGUAGAAACAAAGGACAAUGAAGGUAUAGAAAAAAAGUUGGACCAAUAAAUUUCACAGGAGCAGACGAACAAAGAUUUUGGGUUAUGGCGAACAGCAGUUCUGAUGGUUCUUGUACAGCACCUGCAGAUUUUCAAUUAUCCUCCGAACUCGAAGAUGUUUCCGAUCGUCUUAGUGUUAAUUUAUUAAAGUGCUCAUUAUGCCAUAACAGUCGACGAAUUUUCUAUUGUAGACAAUGCAUACAAAAUGGGGAUUUUGUUCAUUCUACUUCUGUUUACUCGGAACGAUUUGCGGAUAAACAGAUACGACAUUUGCGAUUAAAAGCGGCACGAGCCCAAUUAGAGGAAAAAUGUGUGAAAGCUUUAGAAAGACACAAACAAAAAGAUAAAUUGCAAUGUGAUUUAAAUACCAGUAAGGAACGAAUAAAACUUCUACAGUUAUUGGUGAAUGAAACGAAACAGAGCAUUAACAGGGACAAUCAACGUCUACAUGUUUUGAAUGAAGUCAAUUCACAGUUGGCAUUGCGACUGCCGAGGCACGAGGAGAGAGUCGAGAAAAUAAAUCGCUACGUAGUUCAAUUAAAAGGCAAACAGGAAAAACAAAAGGAAACUGUUGAACGAAAAAGGCAACAAUUAAAGAAAGUUAUUCGAAUCGCUGCCAAACAAUUAAUACAAUAUAUUUUUCCAUUAACACAAGUUGAACCCAGCAGAAGUUUGUGCAGUAGUGAAGAGGAAAGUUCGUGCACCGAUUGUGUAACGACAGCUUUGGCCGAUGCUUCAGGAACAUCGUAUGUGCGAGGACGAUGGAUUAACGAUACUGAAAAUAGUUUAGAAAUACAUCAUCGCAUUGUGGCACCAACUCUACCUGGAUCUGGUGAUUAUAGCGCGUAUUCCCUUUGGGUUGCAGAAAAUAAGGACGCAGUGCCUGGAAAUAAUAAAGAAAAUUCAAUGCAUAAUCCAGCUUAUAAUAUAAGUGCAGCCCUCACUUAUGCCACGCAAUUAGUUAAUAUUAUUGCGUACUAUAUUAAUGUGAAAUUACCUUUUAAACUCGCAUACAGUGAAUUUUGCGGAAGUGAAAUGUCGGAUCAAAAAUUUGCGAGAAAAGUAGCUCGACUAAAUAGUAACGUUUUACAUUUGUGCUUUACACAAAAUACAGAUACGACAGUUUUACAUCCAAUGCAAACACUGCAAAAUCUCAUGCACUUGCUCAAUACUGAAAUCACUGAUCUCGGCAGAAUUGGCCCCGUGGAAAUUGAUUCAAUCGAAAUGGCGCAAUUGAAUAAUCAAUUAAUACCAGAUUUGGAGAAAAGUGACGACUCUGCCUCGGACGAAGAGGAAGACGCUUUUAAUUGGGAAUGGGAGGCUGUACCAAAUGUCGCAUGUCCCGAGAUGGUGGUACCUAUUCCGGGUUCAAUGGCCAGCCAACAAUCGUCAAGUAUGCAAGUAAAUCAAAGUGUUGCGGGCGGACUUGUGACGAGUGCCGCUGCCAGCAUCGCCUCCAUCUGGAGAGGAUGGACCACCAAUAAAUAGACUGAUCACUCCAAUUUUCAUAAAUCUAUAAAUAAUAUUGUAUCCUUUUCUCACCCAUUCAUUUUUUUCAUUUUUUUUUUUUUUAUAAAAUGAAUGGAAUCAUUUUUUUAACUAUACUAAAUAAUACCAGACUCUUUUUGCUGCAUAAUAUUUAGAAAAAAAAAAAUUUCUCUUCUUAUUUGACAAUGACUAUCAGUUUAACGUAAAGAAUAUUUUACGUUUUUUGUUUUAUUUUUUUUUUUAAUUAUUUAAAUAUUCGUAUAUUUGUUUACUAUAAAUACGCAUAAUUAAAGACAUGUUACAAAUUCCAAA